Messenger RNA from Paramuricea clavata, 691 nucleotides. The record is from the annotation of a GenBank genome assembly. NCBI's taxonomy places the organism in Eukaryota, Metazoa, Cnidaria, Anthozoa, Malacalcyonacea, Plexauridae.
AUGUCAUUGAGAAAUGCCACUUUUCCCAAUAAGUGGAAGGAAACUGACUUGGUUCCAAUUCAUAAAUCUGAAUCUAGGUCAGUGGUUCCCAAUUACAGAGGAAUAUCUCUUCUUGAUAUAUUGUCUAAGUUGUUGGAGAGGCAAGUGUAUAAUGGGAUGUUUGGUGUUAUAGAACAUUAUCUAUCCAAGUGGCAGUAUGGGUUUCUUCCGGGAAGGUCUACUGUUUGUCAGUUAAUAGAGGUAGUACAUCAAUUUGGUGAAGCACUUGAGAAUAAAUGCCAAAUUGAUGUUAUAUAUCUAGAUUUUUCAAAAGCCUUUGAUAAAGUUCCACAUGUCAAACUUGUGCACAAACUUGAAUCAUUAGGUAUUAGGGGAUCUUUACUAUCUUGGUUUAGAUCUUACUUGACAGGAAGAAAACAUAGAGUAGUAAUUAAUGGUGAGCAAUCUGAAUAUUUACCAGUGACCUCGGGGGUGCCACAGGGAUCAAUUUUGGGGCCUUUGUUGUUCCUUAUUUAUAUUAACGAUAUGCCUAAUUGCAUAUCGGAGAAAACAAGCCUCCCACUUUUUGCCAAUGAUUCAAAGUGUUUCAGUUUGAUUUUGGGACAGGAAGAUGGUAUUAGAUUGCAGGAUGAUUUGAAUAAUGUGUUAGAUUGGGCUCAUACCUGGGGAAUGGAAUUUAAUUAUGCUAAGU